CAAACACUUAUAUUCAUUAAAUGAGUGAAAAUAAUGGCCAAAAAAGUGAACCAUCAAGUGUUAUACUCUAUUGUAGAGUAUGUAAGAGGGGAUUUAAUAGUGCUGGAGCACUAGGUGGGCACAUGAGAUCUCAUGGAGCUGCUGGGGAAAACAAUAAUAGAAACUAUGGGGAACAAGUUAGUGAACCAAAAUAUACGAUCAAUAAUUUUAGAAGGGAUAAAUCAGAGAGUCAGAAGCACUCUUAUAAUCUUCGUACUAAUUCUAAUCGAUUGGUGGCAGGCAAUAAUCGAUCAACAAGUGAUGAUCGAGUGGAUGUUGAAAAAUCGGAGUAUUAUUAUGGCCGCGAUGGUAAAGAGAAACAACAUUCUUCAAGAGAAGAAGAAGAUCUCGCGAAUUGUUUGGUCAUGUUAUCGAGCAAAUCUUGUGAUUUGUCCGAUGACAACAACAACAGCGAGUCUAGAAACAAGGCUAAAGAAGUGGAAAAGGGCAUGUUUCAAUGUAAAGCAUGCAAGAAAGUUUUUAAUUCCCACCAAGCUUUAGGGGGACAUAGAGCGAGUCACAAGAAAGUUAAAGGGUGUUAUGCUGCAAAACUCGAUGUUGACGAUGACGACACCACAAACAGCAAUAACGAUGAUAAUGACAUCGAUGAAGACUUGAUGAUCUCUACUGGUGAUUUAAUUUUGCAUCAAGAAUCUAACUCUUCACAAUCCCAAUCUCCAUCUUCGAGCUCGUUUUCAAGAAAGAGAUCGAGGGUGCAUCAAUGCUCGAUUUGCCAGCGAGUCUUUUCAUCUGGCCAAGCCUUGGGCGGCCACAAAAGGUGUCACUGGCUAACAUCAAGUAUACCAGAGACUACUUUUAUUCCUUCUUUUCAAGAAAUCCAAUAUCAUAAUCAAGAACAAGUACUAUACAACAAACCUAUAUUUACCAACCAUCAUCAACCGCUCGAUCUAAAUUUUCCAGCACAACUAGGCAAUCCAGCUGAAGUUGGGUUGAAAUUACAUAGUAAUCCAUUUGAACAGGAAAGUCCAAAAAGCUCUCUCCAGCUAUGGACAGACCAACAAGUUGAUAUUAAUCAAAAUGAAAAUCAAAAUCACAAGUGCAAAUAUUCUUUGAGUAGGGAAGAAGAUAUAAAGUCCAAAGAAGCAAAGUUGAGUAACCUUAAAGAUGUAAAUUUAGAUGGUGGCUCUUCUUGGUUACAAAUAGGGAUUGGUCCAACUCCUGAUAUACUACCAACCCUCUAAGGUUAAUAUGAAGUGAUUGUUUUGUCAAUUAUAAAAAUAUAGUUAUAUAUUUAUAUUUAGAGGUAA
Messenger RNA from Capsicum annuum, 1307 nucleotides. RefSeq names its product zinc finger protein ZAT9-like. NCBI's taxonomy places the organism in Eukaryota, Viridiplantae, Streptophyta, Magnoliopsida, Solanales, Solanaceae. The transcript has a single exon. The record is from RefSeq and is a predicted model, not a curated record. Bases 21 to 1241 code for a protein of 406 amino acids.